Messenger RNA from Cynocephalus volans (Philippine flying lemur), 5457 nucleotides. RefSeq names its product sushi, nidogen and EGF like domains 1 (gene SNED1). The coding region runs from base 1 to 3960 and encodes 1319 amino acids. Gene Ontology annotation, biological process: establishment or maintenance of epithelial cell apical/basal polarity; cell-matrix adhesion; heterophilic cell-cell adhesion. Gene Ontology annotation, molecular function: calcium ion binding; protein binding. The transcript is spliced from 30 exons. The record is from RefSeq and is a predicted model, not a curated record. Lineage: Eukaryota; Metazoa; Chordata; Mammalia; Dermoptera; Cynocephalidae. Gene Ontology annotation, cellular component: protein-containing complex; plasma membrane.
AUGCGGGGCGGCGCCGCCCGGGCGCUGCUGCUGGCCGCGGCCCUGGGGCUCGGGGCGCGCGCGGUGCGCGGCGCGGUGGCCCUCGCCGACUUCUACCCGUUCGGCGUGGAGCGCGGCGACGCCGUCACCCCCAAGCAGGACGACGGCGGCUCGGGGCUGCGGCCGCUGUCGGUGCCCUUCCCCUUCUUCGGCGCGGAGCACUCCGGACUCUACGUGAACAACAAUGGGGUCAUCUCCUUCCUGAAGGAGGUUUCUCAGUUCACCCCGGCGGCCUUCCCCAUCGCCAAGGACCGUUGUGUGGUGGCAGCCUUCUGGGCAGACGUGGACAACCGGCGUGCGGGCGACGUGUACUACCGGGAGGCCACCGACCCGCGCACGCUGCACAGAGCCACGGAGGACGUCAGGCGCUACUUCCCUGAGCUCCCGGACUUUUCCGCCACCUGGGUUUUCGUUGCCACCUGGUACCGAGUCACCUUCUUUGGAGGCAGUUCCUCUUCCCCCGUCAACACGUUCCAGACGGUUCUCAUCACCGACGGCAAAGUGUCCUUCACCAUCUUCAACUACGAGUCGAUCGCGUGGACCACGGGCACGCACGCCAGCAGCGGGGGCGACGCCGCAGGCCUGGGGGGCAUCGCAGCCCAGGCCGGCUUCAACGCGGGCGACGGGCGGCGCUACUUCAGCAUCCCGGGCUCGCGCACGGCGGACGUGGCCGAGGUGGAGACCACCACCAACGUGGGCGUGCCCGGGCGCUGGGCGUUCCGAAUCGAUGAUGCCCAGGUGCGCGUGGGGGGCUGCGGCCAUACAACCUCCGUAUGCCUGGCCUUGCGUCCGUGCCUCAAUGGCGGCAAGUGUAUCGACGACUGCAUCACAGGCAACCCCUCCUACACCUGCUCCUGCCUCUCGGGCUUCACAGGGCGGAGGUGCCAUCUGGAUGUGAACGAGUGUGAUUCCCACCCAUGUCAGAACGGCGGGACCUGCACCCAUGGUGUCAACAGCUUCAGCUGCCAAUGCCCAGCCAGCUUCACAGGACCCACCUGUGAGACAGACGUGGACGAGUGCAGGUCUGGCCCAUGCCUGAACGGAGGGUCCUGUGUUGACCUAGUGGGGAAUUACACCUGCUUGUGUGCAGAGCCCUUCAAGGGACCUCGCUGUGAGACAGGAAGCCACUCAGUGCCUGAUGCCUGCCUCUCAGCCCCUUGCCAGAACGGGGGCACCUGUGUGGAUGCAGAUCAAGGCUAUGUGUGCGAAUGCCCCGGAGGCUUCAUGGGCCUGGACUGCAGGGAGAGAAUCUCCGAUGACUGUGGCUGCCGCAACGGAGGCAGAUGCCUGGGCGCCAACAGCACAGUCUGCCAGUGUCCCCCCGGCUUCUUCGGGCUCCUCUGUGAAUUUGAAGUCACGGCUAUGCCCUGCAACAUGAACACACAGUGCCCUGAUGGGGGCUACUGCAUGGAGUAUGGCGGCAGCUACCUUUGCGUCUGCCACACCGACCACAACGUCAGCCACUCCCUGCCGUCCCCCUGUGACUCGGACCCCUGCUUCAACGGUGGCUCCUGUGACGCCCACGACGACUCCUACACGUGCGAGUGCCCGCGCGGGUUCCACGGCAAGCACUGCGAGAAAGCCCGGCCACACCUGUGCAGCUCGGGGCCCUGCCGGAAUGGGGGCACGUGCAAGGAGGCGGGUGGCGAGUACCACUGCAGCUGCCCCUACCGCUUCACCGGGAGGCACUGUGAGAUAGGGAAGCCAGACUCGUGUGCUUCCGGCCCUUGUCACAAUGGUGGUACCUGCUUCCACUACAUCGGGAAAUACAAGUGUGACUGUCCCCCAGGCUUUUCUGGGAGGCACUGUGAGAUAGCCCCCUCCCCCUGCUUCCGGAGCCCGUGUCUGAAUGGGGGUAUCUGCGAGGACCUAGGCACGGAUUUCUCCUGCCACUGCCAAGCGGGGUACACAGGACGCCGGUGCCAGGCAGAAAUUGACGAAUGCCAGUCUCAGCCGUGCCAGCAUGGGGGCUCCUGCCAGGACCGCAUCGCCGGGUACCUGUGCCUCUGUAGCACAGGGUAUGAGGGAGCCCACUGUGAGCUGGAGAUAGACGAGUGCUUAACACAGCCUUGCAGAAACGGUGGUUCGUGCAGGGACCUCCCGGGGGCCUUCGUCUGCCAGUGCCCUUCAGGCUUUGUUGGAGUCCACUGCGAGACAGAGGUGGACGCCUGCGCCUCCAGCCCCUGCCAGCACGGAGGCCGGUGCGAGAAAGGCGAUGGGACCUACCUGUGCGUCUGCCCAGAGGGCUUCUUUGGCUACCACUGCGAGACAGUGAGUGACCCCUGCUUCUCCAGCCCCUGCGGGGGCCGUGGCUACUGCCUAGCCAACAAUGGGUCCCACAGCUGCACCUGCAAAGUGGGCUACACAGGCAAGGACUGCACCAAAGAGCUCUUCCCACCAACGGCCCUCAAGGUAGAGAGAGUGGAAGAGAGCGGGGUCUCCAUCUCUUGGCGCCCACCUGAAGGCCCAUCUGCCAGGCAGGUGCUCGACGGCUAUGCGGUCACCUACGUCUCCUCCGACGGCUCCUACCGCCGCACAGACUUCGUGGACGGGAGCCGCUCUGUGCACCAGCUCCAGGACCUGGCAGCUGGCAGGGCCUACAACAUCUCCGUCUUCUCAGUCAAACGCAACACCAAUAACAAGAACGACAUCAGCAGGCCCACGGUGCUGCUCACCCGCACGCGCCCACGCCCUGUUGAGGGCUUUGAGGUCACCAACGUGACAACGAGUGCCAUCUCAGUGCGCUGGGCUCUGCACAGGAUCCACCAUGCCACCGUCAGCCAGGUGCGAGUGUCCAUCCGCCACCCUGAGGCCCCCGAGGCCCAGUCCACCGAUGUGAACAGGAGUGUGGAUGGGUUCACAUUCGGGGCCCUGCUGCCUGGAAGGAGAUACACCAUCCAGGUGACCACUCUCAGUGGGCUUGAGGGAGAGGACCAUCCCACGGAGAGCCUCGCCACCACACCACUGCAUGUGUGGACACGGCCUCUGCCUCCAGCAAACCUGACUGCCUCCCGAGUCACGGCCACCUCCGCCCAUGUGGUCUGGGACGCCCCCACCCCCAGUGCCUCACUGGAGGCUUAUGUCAUCAACGUGACCACCAGCCAGAGCACCAAGAGCCGCUACGUCCCCAAUGGGAAGCUGACGUCCUACACGGUGCGCGACCUGAUGCCAGGGCAGCGGUACCAGCUCUCAGUGACGGCAGUGCAGAGCUCGGAGCAUGGCCAGCUGCACAGUGAGCCUGCUCACCUUUACAUCAUCACCUCCCCCAGGGAUGGCACCGACAGACGCUGGCCCCAGGGAGGACACCAUCCACGGAUGCUCAGAAAUAGACCGCCCCCAGUGCGCCUGCCGGAGCUGCGCCUACUCAACGACCAUGGUGCCCCCGAAACACCGACCCACCCCCCCAGGUUCUCAGAACUUGUGGAUGGCAGAGGAAGAGUGAGCGCCAGGUUUGGUGGCUCACCCAGCAAGUCUGUCACCAUGGGAUCACGAACCACAGCCCUGGUGCAGCCUGAGGAUACAGAGGAGGCCCCCAAGCAUGCCCACCUGGCCCUCCAGCUCCCUGAACGCAGCAACAAGGACAUCAAAAACACUCCCGGGAACUGUUCAGAAAACCCCUGUCAGAACGGAGGCACCUGUGUGCCGGGUCCUGAGGCCGAGGGCCCACGUUGUGACUGCGGGCCAGGCUUCAAAGGCAGACGCUGCGAGCUCGCCUGUAAAAAGGUGCCCCGCCCCUGCACUCGGCUAUUCUCGGAGACAAAGUCCUUUCCGGUCUGGGAGGGAGGCGUCUGUCACCAUGUGUACAAAAGAGUCUACAAAGUUCAACAAGACAUCUGCUUUAAAGAGAGCUGCGAGAGCACAAGCCUCAAGAAAACCCCACACAGGAAACAAAGUAACAGUCAGACACUGAAGAAACCUUAAGGUACGUCCCUACUGCGCCCCACAGAGCUGCUGGAAAGUGGGGAGGCGGCCCACCCAGACUGCCUCUCAGCCUUGCUGUCUCCUAAAUGGUCCUGCCAGAGACAGCUGCGUGUGCUGUACUACCGACCCCAGGAACAGGAAGGUUUCAGAAUUCCCUGAGGGGGUUGAAAUGGGUCUACAUUUUCUACAUGGCUAAGGAAAUGAGGGAGAAACGUCAUUCAGAGAUCUUCAAAACAACAGAAGCAGAGGAGCCAGCCCUCUGAAGGAAGACCACCCAUACCACCAGGGCAAGGCCCAGGCUGAGCUCCUUGGGCACCGGAAAGCGAGCUCUCAGAGCUGGCAUACACAGGAGAGCCCAUGCAUCCAUCCCAUUUCAGACGAGAAAUCCCCCCAUGAAGGAGGGCAGCUGACAGCAUUCAGUUCCUUUCUGCUUCCCCCUCCCACCUCACCCUCAAGGACACACUCCAAGGCUUGCAAGCAAUUUACUACUAGGAUUAAGAACCCACAAACAUAAUUUGGGUUUGAAAUAUGUAUAAGGCGGUAAGUCAUCUGAAAUAUUAAUAUAUCUUUUAAAAACUCACUCAGCAAAUCCAUUUCUAUAAAAAUGAAUCAGAAACUCCCAACUGAUGAUCAAAUACUGGCUUACAGAACAUCUGUUCUUGAAACAAUGAAGAAAAGGCAAAUAAGCAGGAAGCAGAAACACACCCACCCAAGAACAACUAAAGACUUCAUUUCAGUCCAGAGCAGCUGGGCACAGCACGUGCCUGGAGAAAAGAGCCAGGGUCAUCACCAAUGGAGGAGGGCAGGGAAGAAGAGCAGUCUAUCGGCUUCAAAUCUAGAAGGUGCAGUGCUCAGCCCCAGUGCUCCUAGAGAUGGGGAUGGAGUCAGUCUCCCCAACAGGCCCGCCCUCCGGCGCACCCAGCACCCUGUAAGAAUUCUGGUGCUGGAAGAACACUGGGGCCUCAGGACGGCGGCCAGGCCUGCUGUGAGAGACUGGGAGCAGCUGCUCUCAAGAAGAGCGGUGAGGCUCAUCCCCCUCGUGCCUCGCCUUGUUUUCUCUUCAAAGGACUUAGGACGCUUUUGUUACAUUCCACCAACCUCAAGAGUGUCUAAACCUUCUAAGUGAGGUCUACAAACUGGAUUGAAAAGACACCCUGAGAGACAAGGUCCUGGCUGGAGUCAGUCCCUUCUAUGACCUCUCUCCUCGGGCCUCUCGAAAACAAACAGCCAAGCCUAUGCAUGCACCAGCCCACCCUGGGAGGUUCCACCAAGACCCCUCACCCACGAGUCCUGCGAUACAGUCAAGCAGCCUGAUACCAUAUAGGGUGCCAUUUUCCAAAGGUGUCAUCUAUACCUCUAUGGAUGUGAUGACGGUGUGCCAUUAGCCCAGGGUUAACAGGCUGUCAGUAAUGCUUCUGCAGCAUUCAGAAACCCACUCUGAGUCCAAUGUGAAAGAAAGAAUUCUCCCUUUGAGACCUAACAAACUGAGGAACUGCU